Molecule: messenger RNA, 768 nt
Organism: Anopheles coustani
Lineage: Eukaryota; Metazoa; Arthropoda; Insecta; Diptera; Culicidae
Product: L-dopachrome tautomerase yellow-f2-like
Exons: 3
Coding region: 1-768 (255 amino acids)
Cellular component (GO): extracellular region
Source: RefSeq, a predicted model, not a curated record
AUGAGCCUCCUCAUAUUAUGCGAAUGUUUGUUGCUGCUUGCUGUGUCCCGUGUGCAGACCACGGAGUUUGAGAAAGUGUUCGAAUGGAAGCAGAUCUCCUAUGCCGAUCUUCCGAACGAGAGAAAUGGGAAGGGCUCUGCGAUUCUUUUUCCACGGGUGCAGGGAGAUGCCGAGAACGAGUCGUUCCAACCGUACAACAACAUCCCGAUGGGAGCGACACACUACAAGGACCGACUUUUCAUUACCAUUCCUCGACGACGCCCGGGUGUGCCAGCUACGCUGAAUGUGAUCGACCUGCGCCAGGUGGUACCCGGUGACAGAAGUCCUCCCUUGACGGCCUACCCAACCUAUCCGAUCAACGAGCUAAGGCCUCAGUAUGAACCAGACCUGCGGCGGCUGGUUUCGGUGUAUCGCACGCAGGUGGACGCCUGUGGGCGCCUCUGGUUCGUAGACACCGGGAUGCUAGAGUAUCCGGACAACCGCCGGCAGGUGCAGCGUCCGCAGAUCUGGAUCGUGGACCUGGAACGGGACCAUCUCGUGCGUCGCUUCGCCAUCCCGGAGUCGAUCGUCGCGGAAGGGGUCGGCAUGGCUAGCAUCACGGUGGACGUUGAGCCGGAGAACUGUGACGGAGCGUUCGCGUACGUGCCGGAUCUGGUUGCGAACGCCAUCUACGUGUACAGUAUGCGGGCGGACGAAAUGUGGGCGUUUGGCAAUCACUCCUCGUUCCGGCACGAUCCAACCCGCGCUGAGUUCAACGUGGCCGGCUAG